This is a messenger RNA of Salvia miltiorrhiza (redroot sage), 1425 nucleotides long. RefSeq lists its product as uncharacterized. Bases 1 to 1425 code for a protein of 474 amino acids. The transcript has 2 exons. The record is from RefSeq and is a predicted model, not a curated record. Lineage: Eukaryota; Viridiplantae; Streptophyta; Magnoliopsida; Lamiales; Lamiaceae.
AUGGAUGUUGAUGACUCUGAAAAGAUUCCUGAUGUUGGUCAGGAUGUUGAUCCAGAAGAAAGCACAGAUGUGAUUGAUGUUGACACCUUUGUUCCUGACAAGAAAAGCCGAAAACGUAAAGCUGGAGUAGCCUCUCUCAGGCGGUCCUCAAGGUCAAAAUCCACACGGGUGAUCCCUUCUACUCUCAAUCUUCCUAGCAGAGAAGACAGUGAUGUUGGUCCAACAUCACAGCCUCAUGUUCUCAAGCCAAAGGUUGAACAUUCUCCCAACUCUAAGAGUGGAAAGGUAUCUUCUGCCUCUCACACUACCUCCCCUCGCAUCAGCUGCUCUGGAAGCUCCUCUGAAUCAGAGGUUGAGGUUAGUAAGUCGUACUCCACUCAUUUUUACACUCGUGAAGCAAAGAAUGCUCUCAAAGUGUUGGCUGCUAGGAAGUUUCAUAAUGAUAGACGUGCGGAUGAGGAUUUCUUUUCAAAGUAUAAGCUUGAUAUCCUUUUGCAAGAUAGGGGUAUGUGGGGUAAGGUUGUUAAUGUGUUUCCCUAUGAUGCUGAGAUUGUUAGGGAGUUCUAUGUUAAUCUGAUGACAGAAGCUUUUGACCCAAAAUCUGUUAAGUUUGGGAAAGUUUUUGUUAGGGGUAAGGUCUUUGAUUUCUCCCCAACUGCCAUUAACAAAGCAUGUUACACUGCGAAUACCAACACUGAUGAUGUUGAGAUUGCAGUUUACAACUGGCUUCCAAGCAAAAACACUACUGCUCUAACCAAGGAACAAGCUGAAUUUAUCUUUAAAGUUGGUAAGCCUCUGGCUUUCAACUUUGGUGAGCAAGUGUUUGCUAACAUCUCUCGUGCAGCCUUUAAAUCCACAGGUGGAAGUAUGCUUCCCUUUCCCAGCCUCAUCUACAAUCUCUUGGUUCAGCAAAAACUUAAGGAGAGAGAGGAAAUUGUGCUUGUUGAAGAGAAGAAUCUACUUGAGUUUUCCAAAACCCUCCUCACUCCUGAUCGUGUCAAAGAUCUCCCCUACGAACCUCCACGUGCUGGUCCUACCUUGUCUCCUCAGCCUGAUGAUGAAGCUGACUCUGCUGAAGCUGAGAUUGACAUGUAUGGUGAAGACGAAGAUGUUGAUCGUGCGACUACUCCUGAUGUUGCACUUGAUGUUUCCAACAUCAUUUCUGUCAAAGCACAUCUCACUAGAGAAACAUCCACAUCUCGUAAAGGCAAGGAACCAGCUGGAGAUUCAGAAGUUGAGAUUGAUCUUGAUGUUGCAGAGCUCAUCAAGGCCAGAGAGGAUCUUCUCAAGCUCAAAAGACAAGUGCAGUUGAUGGUGGAUCGGACGAUCAAGAUGGGACAGGACAUGCUUGCCCGGGUCGAAUGUUGUGACCAAGUCUUCGCCAAACUCCUACCUUUUCCUUCUUCAACAAAAAAGGGGGAGUAG